GCCGCUGUGUUGACACGCUCUGCACCUUGCUCCUGCCCUCUCCUUUCACUCUUCUUAUCCCCCCGAUCCCCCCAUCAUUCCUGACAACUCCUGAGUGCCUGGAUUUCAUCAUCCAGCCCUGCAGGAUGCUCCCCUUUGUUCUGAGGAAGGCUGUCCCAGACAGAGAGGAGGAGAUGAAGGUAGAUACCAAGAUUGAUAUGGAGGAGGAGAUGGAGGUAGAUACCAAGAUUGAUAUGGAGGAGGACAUGGAAAUAGAAGACCCUGGAGAGGAAGUGAUGGACCUGGAUGAGGAUGAUGAAGAAGAGAUGGAUGUGGAUGCGACUGAGGAAGAAGAGAUGGAUGUGGAUAUGGAAGAGUCCAUUGAGGACAUGGAUAUUGAUUAAGAAGGUGCGAUGGACAUCACAGAGACACCACCCAUGUGUAUAUAUGUUCUACAGUUUGUUGUUGUUCUUUAGAAUAUAGAUUUUACGGCUAUUUUGGACUUCUGUAAAUACGUUUCACAUAGUUUUGUUAGGUAGGUUUUUAUGUAUA
This is a messenger RNA of Passer domesticus (house sparrow), 531 nucleotides long. RefSeq lists its product as uncharacterized. NCBI's taxonomy places the organism in Eukaryota, Metazoa, Chordata, Aves, Passeriformes, Passeridae. The transcript has 3 exons. The record is from RefSeq and is a predicted model, not a curated record. Bases 126 to 383 code for a protein of 85 amino acids.